AUGUCCGCGACAAAGGAACUGACAGUUGGUUUGCUGAUCGUCUCCGACACCGCCGCUGCAGACCAUGCCACCGACCGGGCUAUAGACACUCUAACCGCGGUGAUAGCCGAAGCAAACGCCCAAAUUCAUAAUAACGCCUACGAAUGGCUUGUUGAAGAACGAAGAAUCAUUCCUGAUGACACAGAAAAAAUUCAGGAAAAAAUCAAGGAUUGGUGUGAUAACAAGGCGUUGAGUUUGAUUCUCACGACUGGAGGAACUGGAUUUGCUAAACGGGACGUGACGCCAGAGGCCGUUAGUGAAUUAUUGGAUAAAACAGCAAGUGGAUUAGUACACGGAAUGCUCGCUGCCUCUUUGAAAAUUACGCCUUUCGCAAUAAUGUCCCGCCCAGUCGCCGGUGUACGUGGUGAUACGGUAAUAGUAACAUUGCCCGGAUCACCCAAGGGCGCAAAAGAAAAUCUUGAGUCCAUUAUUAAGCUCCUUCCGCACGCAUGCAUCCAAGCUGCAGGCGGGGAUUCUCGCGUUUUGCAUUCAGGAGGAAUUAAAAAGCUCGAGAAGGAAGCUGGGGUAGCUCCCCCUAGCGGAGCGCAUGAUCACCACUCACAUUUACAUGAGAGCGGAGGGCUAGCGUCGGACGACGCCGUCGGAAUGACAAGUGGAUGUGGUCACCAUCAUGGGGGUGGUGGGCAUCAUGCACCUACGCCACGAACCCAACAGGGUGGAGAGCUUAAGUCCAAUGAUUUGACCGGAGAUGUCGCCAGACGGCACAGAAGCUCUCCAUAUCCAAUGAUAUCUGUCAAGGAAGCACAUAAACUUGUGGUUGAGAAUAUAACUGCGCCGGAAAUUGUGAAAAGGAAAGUGGAUGCGAAUUUAGUUGGGUAUAUACUCGCGGAGGAAGUAAGGGCGAAAGAAUCUGUCCCCGCGUUUAGAGCUAGCAUCGUCGAUGGGUAUGCUAUCGUGCAUACCGACGGUGUCGGUAUCUAUCCUGUCGUUGGAGUUUCACAUGCUGCACCGGGUGAAAUCAAGCCUUUGGAGGCAGGGCAAAUUGCCAGGAUUACCACUGGAGCUCCUUUGCCGCCUGGUGCUACUGCAGUGGUAAUGGUCGAAGAUACAAGAAUCGCAAAAACAACCGACGAUGGGACUGAAGAGCUAGAGAUUGAGAUCUUAGCUAGCGGGCUUACUGAAUUGGAAAAUGUUAGAGAGGUUGGGAGCGAUAUGAAGACGGGUGAUUUGCUCUUGAGUAAGGGGGCUGAGAUAACAGCUGUUGGCGGGGAAAUAGGAUUACUAGCUAGCGUUGGAAUAGUCGAGGUUGGGGUCUACAGGAAACCAGUAGUCGGUGUGCUAUCGACGGGUGAUGAGAUUGUGCAGCAUGACAGGGCUGGGGAUCUUAGUAUUGGAGAAGUGAGAGAUAGUAACCGACCGACGUUACUAGCAGCGAUAACAGCUCGAGGCUUCGAAGCCGUAGACUUGGGAAUUGCGAAGGAUCAACCUGGGACAUUGGAGGAUGUUCUCAAAGAAGCCCUUUCGAAGGUAGAUGUGAUCAUCACCACAGGUGGUGUCAGCAUGGGUGAAAAGGAUCUUUUGAAGCCAACUAUUGAACGGACGUUUAAUGGAACUAUCCAUUUUGGUAGGGUGGCAAUGAAACCCGGAAAGCCGACUACAUUCGCCACCAUCCCCACCGAAGGCAAUAUAUCGAGACCGAUCUUCUCACUACCAGGAAACCCAGCCUCCGCAACCGUCACGUUCCAUCUAUUCGUUCUUCCUGCGCUCCGGCAACUAUCGGGAUUCAUUGGCGAAGAUAUUCACCUUGCAAAAGCACUUGUAACUGUCGAGGAAGAUUUGGUUUUGGAUCCUCGACCGGAGUAUCAUCGUGCUGCUAUAAGGAUCGAUAAGUCUGGAGGCUUAGUGGCAAGGAGCACUGGUGGGCAGAGAAGUAGUAGGAUUGGAAGUAUGGAGGCUGCGAAUGCGUUACUCUGUUUACCGGGAUUAAGUGAAGUUGGGGAUAAAAGAACUAGGAUUCCGCGAGGAGAUAAAGUUGAGGCGUUGAUUAUUGGGGAGUUGAAGGUCUUGGACGUUUAA
Molecule: messenger RNA, 2076 nt
Organism: Orbilia oligospora ATCC 24927
Lineage: Eukaryota; Fungi; Ascomycota; Orbiliomycetes; Orbiliales; Orbiliaceae
Exons: 5
Coding region: 1-2076 (691 amino acids)
Biological process (GO): molybdenum incorporation into molybdenum-molybdopterin complex; Mo-molybdopterin cofactor biosynthetic process
Cellular component (GO): cytoplasm; cytosol
Molecular function (GO): molybdopterin molybdotransferase activity
Source: RefSeq, a predicted model, not a curated record